This is a messenger RNA of Sorex araneus (European shrew), 1911 nucleotides long. It is a transcript of the gene GINS3, whose product is annotated as GINS complex subunit 3. The record is from RefSeq and is a predicted model, not a curated record. Bases 115 to 786 code for a protein of 223 amino acids. The transcript has 3 exons. Lineage: Eukaryota; Metazoa; Chordata; Mammalia; Eulipotyphla; Soricidae. Gene Ontology annotation, cellular component: GINS complex. Gene Ontology annotation, biological process: mitotic DNA replication initiation.
UUUGGCCUGCCCGCCCCGUCGGGCUCGGCUGCUCGGGUCUGGCCCGGCCCCGAGCGCGGGAAAAGCGUUUGCAGCGCGGCGCGGGCGGCUCGGGCUGCGGCGGGCGCCGCGACCAUGUCCUCCGAGUCCUAUUUCCGCGUGGAGUCGGGGGCGCUGGGCCCCGAGGAGAACUUCCUGUCCCUGGACGACAUCCUCAUGUCCCAGGAGAAGCUCCCGGUGCGCACGGAGACGUCCAUCCCCCGCCUGGGCGCGUUCUUCCGGGAGCGGAGCGGCGGCUGCGGCGGCGACCCCGAGCCCGACCCCGAUCAGGCCAUCCCGCAGGGCUCCAAGCUGGAACUCCCGAUGUGGCUGGCCAAGGGGCUCUUCGACACCAAGCGGCGCAUCCUCUCCGUGGACCUUCCCAAGAUCUACCAGCAGGGCUGGAGGACCGUGUUCAGCGCUGACGCCAACGUGGUGGACCUGCACAAGCUGGGCCCGCAUUUCUACGGCUUCGGCUCCCAGCUCCUGUAUUUCGACAGCCCCGAGAACGGGGACAUUUCCCGGUCUCUCCUGCAGACUUUCAUUGGCCGCUUCCGCAGGAUCAUGGACUCCUCCCAGAACACGUACAAUGAAGACACGUCGGCGCUGGUGGCCCGGCUGGACGAGAUGGAGAGGGCCCUGUUUCAGAUAGGCCAGAAGGGGCUGCAUGACUUCCAGUGCUGGGAGCGGGGCCAGGCCUCUCAGCUCACGGCCUCCAGCCUGGUGCAGACCUACAGGAAGAGGAAAUUCGCCGACAUGGACCGCUGAGGAGCAGAACCGCCCCGCCUCCCCGCCCGUUUUCUUCAGAGUCGACUCCCAGCUGGUUGGGGAAGGAGGGGGCUGCGGGGUGGGCCAGGCCCUAGGAGACUCCCCUGGCUCGGGCCUCCUGACCCGACCCUAAGAACCGGAGCUGGGGAGAAGCCGGUCAGUCUCUGCCGGACGCAAAAUCAUUGGUGCGGAUAUUGCGGCAGAGCCGGAGCCUCGGUUCCCCGAGCCUGGGGGUGACGGCCGCCCUCGCCCUCUCCAAGGCACAGCUGGGGCCUCCACCCUCUGUCUGCUCCCCCGCAGCUGCCGCCCCUUCCUCAAGACUGCAGCCAAGGGCACCCCCCACCCCGCCCCCAGACCGGGAUAGCCUAUGGGAUGUUCCCCUGGUUUCUUCACACAGCCCCCGGGUACAAGGAAGGCGGGAAUGGAGAAAGACAGACCACCGGGCCGGGCCUUCCCUGUAGAAGACGCUGAGGCUCCUCCGUCCUCAGCCGCUUGUGAACUGGCUGUCGCAGAACUGCAGAGCCAGACUGACUGGGGAGGGGGCCCAGUGGAGCUGGUGUGUGACUGAGCACCGGAGAGUGAGCCCCCGCACAGUUACUCCAUCCCCACCCUGGAGAGCUGCUCGGGGGUCGCUGAGAAUCGCAAAGUAGACAAUCACCUCGGCUGCUUCUGGGUAUCGGGACUGCGGGUUGCCGGCCCGGGGAGUCCUAGCAAGCCUGCUUUUCUCGCUAGUGAAUUUUGGAAGGCCCUUGGGCCAGGCUCCGGGGCCACUUCCCAGGGACGCGUGUGAGCACUGUGGCCACAGAGUCCUCCUCCUCUGCGCCAGCUCCCUCCCACUGGGCUUUGUGGCUGGAAGUUAGAGCGGGACUCGGGCCUGGUGCAGAGGUCCUGAAGGGAGCAGAAUGCCGGGGAGCACGUGCUUUUUAAGAUGCCUGUUUUAAGAUGGAAGUGACAUGGUUAUGAUUUGACGUCGGUGCUAAAUAAAUGGUCCAUUUUUUCACUUGAAUCCGUUCUGAGCAAUACAGUGCUCCUUCUGUAGCUCAUGCUACAGGUGAUCAGGCAAAGCCAUUAAAGAAUUUCAUCUUUGAUCUGAGUUGCUGUACAACACAAAUAAAUCUCCUUUUA